ACGAGCCUCCCCUCCCCUCCCCUCCCCUUCCCUUCCCCCAGCGAUCCUCCCAGCCAAAUCCCUCCCGCUAGGGGACCUCGCCCGCCGCUCUAGAUCUAGAUCCGCCCCGUCGUCGCCGCAGGUGUUCGACCCCUCCCUCCCUCGCUCGCUCGCUACCGCAGGCGGGCAGGCGGAUCCGGGCCCAAGUAGAUCGAUCCCUCCGCCUCGUCAUGAAGUGCCCUUCCGGUUCCUCGGGCGGCCGCGAUCCCUGGGCGCCUCCUCCUGGUUCGGGUGGUGGUGGCGGCGGCGGAUCGAGCGAGCCGGCCAAGAAGCAGCAGCGGACCGGGAGCUCGAGCCAGGCCGACGAGGCGUCCACCUCCUCCUCCUCCUCCUCCUCACAGCCUCCGCCGCAGCAGCCGCCUGCACCGGAUGGGGGUGAUGUGCCGUAUCUGGGGGAGGACCUGAUGUUCGAGGUGCUGCGGCGGGCGGAGGCGCGGACGCUGGCCAGCGCGGCGUGCGUCAGCCGGGGCUGGCGGGCCCUCGCGCAGGACGAGCGGCUCUGGGAGGCGGCCUGCGUGAGGGAGUGGGCUGACCUCGGCUUCUCCGAGCAGCAGCUCCGCGCCGUCGUGCUCUCGCUCGGCGGCUUCCGCCGCCUGCACGCCGUCUCCAUCCGGCCCAUCCAGCGGCGCCGUGCCGGUGUUCCUGCUGCGCCUGCUCAGGAAAGGGGAAGGCGGCAGCAGCCUCCUGCCAGGCUGGGCCGGGACCAGGUCCAGCUGUCGCUGUCGCUGUUCUCGAUCGGGUUCUUUCAGAGCAUGCCUAAUCACCCCCCUCCUAAGAAGAAAGAUGAGGGUGAUGGCAGCGAUAAGGGUGGAGGUGGGCGGUGCGGGUGA
Messenger RNA from Triticum urartu, 869 nucleotides. Its product is annotated as F-box protein GID2. Gene Ontology annotation, cellular component: SCF ubiquitin ligase complex. Lineage: Eukaryota; Viridiplantae; Streptophyta; Magnoliopsida; Poales; Poaceae. Gene Ontology annotation, molecular function: protein binding. The record is from RefSeq and is a predicted model, not a curated record. Gene Ontology annotation, biological process: regulation of gibberellic acid mediated signaling pathway; gibberellic acid mediated signaling pathway.